GUAGUAUGCACAUUUCACACUACAAUCACACUUCUACAUUGUUUACAAAAAUAAUCUUUAUAUAAAUCCCAUUGAAAAUGUCUUCUUCUACUACAAUUUGCAUUCCAAGCCUCACUGAUCAUUCCUCUUCUGUUCUUAGUUUCAAUAUCUUUAUAUGUCUCAUUCUUUUUGUAUCCAUCUUUGCAUUUGUUCUUGCGCCCGGCGGGCUAGCAUGGGCUCUUUCAAAGCCCCGCCCAAAAACGGCGAUCCCUGGGCCACCAGGGAUCCCGUUUCUUGGGCUUGUUUUCGCUUUCACUUCCUCUUUAACACAUAGAACCUUAGCAAAACUUGCUGUUGCUUGUAAUGCAAAACCACUUAUGGCUUUCUCUGUUGGUUUAACUCGUUUCGUUAUCGCGAGUAACCCCGAAACCGCUAAAGAAAUAUUAAACAGUACGGCUUUUGCUGACCGCCCUGUUAAAGAAUCUGCUUAUGAACUAUUGUUUCACCGGGCUAUGGGUUUUGCGCCUUAUGGUGAUUAUUGGCGUACCCUUAGAAGAAUCUCAGCUACACAUUUAUUUAGCCCAAAAAGAGUGUCUGGAUUUGGUGCUUUUAGACAAAACAUUGGGCUUCAAAUGGUGGCCCAAAUUUGUACCUCUAUGGAACAAAAUGGUGUUGUGGAAGUUAAAAAAUUGCUUCAUUUUGCUUCUUUAAACAAUGUCAUGAUGUCUGUGUUUGGAAGGUCUUAUGAUGAUUUUAGUCGUGAUGAAGGACUUGAGCUUGAGGAGCUUGUGAGUGAAGGAUAUGAACUUCUUGGAAUAUUUAAUUGGAGUGACCAUUUUCCAGUUGUUAGUUGGUUUGAUUUCCAAGGAGUUAGGAGGAGGUGCCGAGAUUUAGUGUCAAAGGUUAAUGUUUUUGUUGCCGAUAUUAUCAAACAACACCGUGAUAAGAGAUCUUUUGGUGGUGGAGCUACGACGGUUUCUGAUGGUGAUUUUGUUGAUGUUUUGCUUGAUUUGGAAGCCGAAAAUAAGUUUGCUGAUGCUGACAUGAUUGCUGUUCUUUGGGAAAUGAUAUUUAGAGGUACGGACACUGUUGCAAUCUUGUUGGAGUGGAUCCUUGCACGAAUGGUGUUACACCCGGACAUUCAAGCCAAGGCACAAGCCGAAAUCGAACGUGUGGUUGGUCGACACCGGGCUGUUAAUGAUUCGGACCUUGAUAACCUUCCUUACCUACAAUCAAUUGUGAAAGAAACUUUACGGGUUCACCCACCGGGUCCACUCUUGUCUUGGGCUCGUCUUGCGAUCCAUGACACUCAAGUGGGUCCGCAUGUGGUUCCAGCCGGAACCACUGCUAUGGUGAACAUGUGGUCCAUAACACAUGAUGAGCGUGUUUGGUCCGAGCCUGAGGUCUUCAACCCUGAAAGGUUUUUGAAGGAGGAUGUUGCGAUAAUGGGUUCGGACUUGAGGUUGGCUCCUUUUGGUGCUGGAAGGAGGGUGUGCCCGGGUAAGGCAAUGGGUUUAGCUACAGUUCAUUUGUGGUUGGCCCAGCUUUUGCAAAAUUUCAAAUGGGUUAAAGCUGGGCCGGUUGAUUUGUCCGAGUGUUUGAAGUUGUCUUUGGAGAUGAAGAAUCCAUUGGCGUGCAUGGCUGUUGCAAGAGCAUGAUGGGGAGCUAAUAAUUUUUCAAGAAAAUAACUAUUAUUACUAUUAUUAUUAUAUUAGUUGGUAGUAAUGGGUUAGUUUGAGGUAGUUUUAUUUUUAAUGACAUUUUGCUAGCACUUAUGAAUGUAUGGCUGUAUGCUCCCGAAUGUUCUAUGGUGUUUAUAACAAAUAUGUCCUUUUAAUUUCAA
Messenger RNA from Erigeron canadensis, 1822 nucleotides. RefSeq names its product cytochrome P450 78A5-like. The record is from RefSeq and is a predicted model, not a curated record. Gene Ontology annotation, molecular function: oxidoreductase activity, acting on paired donors, with incorporation or reduction of molecular oxygen; iron ion binding; monooxygenase activity. Bases 78 to 1637 code for a protein of 519 amino acids. The transcript has 2 exons. Lineage: Eukaryota; Viridiplantae; Streptophyta; Magnoliopsida; Asterales; Asteraceae.